Funneliformis geosporum is the source of this 141-nucleotide messenger RNA. Lineage: Eukaryota; Fungi; Glomeromycota; Glomeromycetes; Glomerales; Glomeraceae. The record is from the annotation of a GenBank genome assembly.
GCGCAUUUGGAUUGGAAGGAAAAGAAGUAUCUUGAUUCAAAUAUUAAAUGGGAUAUUGGGAUGUGUCAUCAAAACUUCAUUGAUCGCAGAAAGAAGGAGUUUUCUAUUAUUGAAUUCAAUAAAAAUGUUGGCAUUGCCGUU